UGGAGUUGUCGCAAAAUUUUAUACAGGCAUUCAGGAUCCCUGUAUGAUGUUCUCAAAUGACUUCUGGUGGUUUUUAGUGAACUUGAGCAAAAUUGUGAGUGAAAAACGAGUUAAAAAUAUGUCGUAUUUGUUAAUUACUCUCUUGAUCAAUCUAAUUUUACAGGUUAUGUUUUCAGUACUCGCUCAUUAUUGCCUACAGAUCUAAUGAUGCUCCCAGUUUUAUUCAUGCUCUCUCACAAUAAUGUUCUUUUUAUGUUGGUCGGCUAUAAUCCAAGAUGAAACAGCUGAACAUGGUAAACAUGAUAAUUACCAAACAUCAGCAUGUUUGAAGUAAUGAUGAGCGUUUUUAGCGUGUACCGCCUUUAGCAUUCAGCUCAAAGCAUCGCUGCUAGAGCGGCCUCAGAGCGGCGUCAGCACGGCUCCGUGAACUGAUGAUUUCACGGAGGAGAAGUGUUUUAAAAUUACAUUACUUCCACUGGAAAAGACUAAUGAACACAAGCCCGAUAUACUUCACAUAAUUGGACUUUAUAAUAAGCAUGCUUCAUAAUAUGUACGAGCAUUUUUAUCAUGCAGAAGAAAUCGAUUAAACAACUUUAUGUGUGGAUGAUGUUACAGCUAGUUUAAGUGGAUACAUAAAAAAUAGGUUUUCACUUCAUAAACACUUCACUUUCACCUUGACAGAUUUAUUAAAAUGCAGCAAGCUCUCCGAGAGGAAACUAUCUUAUAACUUUAUUUUCCUUUUUCCUCACAGUUCACAGGUUUGUAGCUUAAAUUUAAUGCACACCAGAUGUAAUAUUAUGAUGUUUUAAACAACAGUUAUGGCAUUUCUCAUGGGAAAAAGGUGUUUUUCAAAGAUACAGAGACAUUAAUUCUGUUAUUGAACAAUCUCAAAGCAAAUUGAGGUGGCGGAUAAGUCGAUGAUGAAAAAAAAAGGAUCUUUUUCUGUAAAGGCCAAACUGUAAUGGACUUUUUCAAUUCAGCGUUUCAGGUAAGAUAUGAGCAAUCUCAAAUCACACGGGUGAUUUAUGGAGCCAUUAUCACAGGGCUGUUAAACCUCACUGUAUUUAGAAGCAACAAUAAGACACCAUGAUCAGAUCAUAGUCCCGAUUUCAGUUCACUAAACAUGCAACGAGCCUCGGAGCGAAAGUCUGUUAAUCAUCUUAACAGGGAGGAGGAGACCGCCCAGAAAAUUCCCGAAACAUUAAAUCUGUUUUUAACAUUUCAGAACAGACUCAACUCGAGCUGAAUACCCUGUGGCGAUGUGUGAGGUUCGCAAAGAAGCUCUUUUCAGUUUGUAUCCUGUAUCACAGAGUAUAAGGAGUAUCGAAAGAUCCAAAAUUUGCUCUCGCUUUUUAAAUAAUAAAUCCCUUCAACACAUGAGAUAGAGCCUCUUCGGCGAUUUAUUAUUCAAUAUGUGGUUUUAUUUAAUUCAUAACCGACACUGUGGGAGAAAAGGAGACAUCUUUUCAUUGUUGCCACAGUAACUCACCCUUCAGACAUGACAGAGCAGUCCUCGCUGCUUUUGAAGGAGACGCAGAUUUCACUUGGACUGAUUCAUUGCAGCAGCAGCAGCAGGAUCCUCCACAUCGAGAGCAGCUGCCCUCAUUCUGUGUUUGUGAUACAGAGUCAGCUGGUCACACAGAUGUUUGAACACAGUAUUUAUACGGGACAGGUGUUCAAAUAUGUUCGCUAACUGGCAUCAAAUCCCAGAAAUAUUAAUAUUUAGUUUGCUAAUCUGCAGCUGCUUGUGCUGAAAAGAGGGAAUCGGAUUCAGUUUGGAGUUUUUAAGAGCCAAAUGACAAAAUGUUUUCAAAGACUGGAGCUGCAAAAAUGUUCCUGCAAAAUAUCCACCUGAACGUAUUUUUGUUUUUGUGCUGUAUCAAUGGUUUUCAGUGCAUAUACUGUCGUCUUUAAGUGGAGCUCUGGGAGCAGAUUAAACGCUCAUUGUUGUUUAUUCAAUUUGGUGAAAUAGUCUAAGAGGGUUUUAAUUAGCCUGGAGAUAAGGCCAGACCAAGUAAGACCAAGUUUGUAUUUAUUCGUGUAGACAGACAAAACGGGGGAAUCUGAGGGUUCACCUCCGGUCAACCAUCAUUUCUAACACGUCAGAAAUUCAUCCAACCAGUCAAGAGCCGCUGAUCGACUCAUUGAUGGGCGACGGAGCUGAAAUUCAACACGUCGUCAAAAAUCAAGCAGUCGUGCAGCUCAAAAUGUCGAGUCAGAGAUGCAUGAGAUGAAUCACCCCGUCUAAAAGAGCAGAGUGGAUUUAAGGUAAAAGUUGACAAGGUUUUUCGUCUUAAGCGAACUCUUUAGUGGACGGCAUAAAAACAACAAAUAAUCCAUGACCAGACCUAUGUACCUCUUUUACGCCGCCUUUAAUGCCACUUCAAAUAGAAAUAAUCAGAUUUUUAUUAUAACGAAGAAGGCAGAGUUGAGAGUUUGUGUCUGUGGCUUCAUUCCAGGAACAACUAAGUUAUGCUGCCUGGAGUUAUAUGUACUGUGAAGGGUGUGGGUUGCAAAUAUAUACCCAGACUCCUUAUUAUAAAUACAUUAUUUAUCAUUAUGCCUGAGAGUAUUCGAAUGCAAGCACCGAGAAACUAUUUUUAAUUCCAGAAACAUCCUCUUCCUUUGAGUUUGUUAUGAAUUAUUAAAGAAUAACACUCCCGUAAUAAUCCGAACUACUACUCCUCAAUUCCACUCAUCGAGACACCGUGUAAAAAUGUUGACACAAACUGAAUUUUAUGGUUUGCGAAUCACUCAAAGGUUAUAUUCAAUUAAAUAUAAUGCAAAGAGAGAACAAAUGAUGAAUCUGUAGGAAAGAUUAGUUUAAAAAUAGCAUGACUCAGCACAAAAAAGGUAAUGAUGGGUUGACGUUUGUGCAAGACUGCGAGAGCAAAUGGUUCAACAAUUUCAGCGUACUGUCCCAGAAUUGCUAAGAAAUAAAAUGUUGUGUGCUCAGGCAGCACUGUAUCAUUAAAACAGACAUGACUCUGCAGUGGAAGUUACUGCAUGGACUCAAAAUCAACUCUGAACAGAGGUUGUCACUGCAUUCACAAGUGAAGGUUAGAACCGAACCAUGUUCAGAUGAUCCAGAAACACCAUUAAAUUCUUGAGGCCCAAAACCAGUUAAGAUGUUGGCCUAAAUAUGGACCUUAAAUGUUCUUCAAACCACCAAAUACUGAUUUAUUGAAACUUUUUUUUACAGCAACCCAACUUCUUAUGGAAUCAGUUACUUUCGAUUUAAAACUAUUUUUACGUACUUGCUUAUAUAGUUUAUUUCAAAGAGACUGAUCCUUACCCCGACCCUAGCCCUAGACUUAACCUUUACCCUAACCCUAAACCUAGCCCUAACCUUAACUUUGACCUUAACCCUUACCCUAAACUUAACCCUAUCCCUAAACUUAACCGUAACCCUAACCCUAAACUUAACCUUGACCCUAACCCUAUCCUUAACCUUGACCCUAACCCUAAACUUAACCUUGACCCUAACCCUAUCCUUAACCUUAAUCCUUACCCUAAACUUAACCCUAACCCCAAACUUGACCUUAACCCUAAACCCAACCCUAGCCCUUACACUAACCUUAACCCUCACCCUAAACCUAACCCUAACCUUAACCCUUACCCUAACCCUUAACUUAAUCCUUACCCAAAACUUGAUUUUAACCCUUACCCCAACCCUAAACCUUACCUUAACCCUUUCCCGAACCCUAAACUUAACCUUGACCCUAACCUGAACCCUAACUCUAACCCUAACUUAACCUUAACCCUCAACCUAACCCUUAACUUAACCCUAACCUCAAAAUUGACCUUAACCCUAAACUUAAGCCUAACCCUUAACCUAAAUGUUAUCUUAACCUUAACCCUAAACCUAACUUUAACCCUUACUCUAAACUUGACCCUUACCCUAACUCUAACUGUAACCCAAUACUUACCCCAACCUUCACCUUAACCCUAACCCUAAUCAUUUACAAAAACAAACGUCUGUCCAAAACUAAAAGUCUUAUUGUUUCAUUCCUGAUUAAUUUCAUGUUUUCGUGUCUUGCUUCAGAUUAAAGCCGCCGAUUUUAACUCAAGCGAGGAUUAUUUGUUGACAUUCUCAUAUAAACAUCCCACCUAAUUACUCCGUACGACUGACUUGACUGACUUUUAUGCGAGAAUUAACAAGUUACAUAACUCCCCUGAGGAGGAGCGACUACACGGUGUACCCUCUUCUUCAGGUUUACAAGCAAACAAAAACACGGUGAUACCUAUGUGCAGAGCUGGACGGAUAAAUAAUGCUUUGGUAGCGAGCCAUUUGGAAGCAAAACAACAGAGCAGGGAGGGGGGGAGAGGGUGCCUGAGCGCUGAGCUCCUGUGCUGAUCAGCGCUGCAUGAUGCAGACAACAGAAGAGGAGGAGGAGGAGGAGGAGGAGGGGAGGAGGAGCGAGUGAGCGGGGGAACAGACUGGCUGAGGCUCACAGCUCUCAUUCUGUACUCUGAGCUCCGAGGAAGCAGCUCCUCUCUGAUUUGACUCUCACACUUGCUGGUUUUUUGCACUUUUGAUUCUUGAGCUGAGAAGAUCGAAGGCAGCAGCAGCAGAGGGGCUGAUUCGCUCCUACUUUUCAGACGCCAUGCUGCCCUGGAAAAGGAAUAAGUUUGUCCUGGUGGAGGAUGAAGCCAAGAGUAAACCCAAGAGCCUGGGGUCGGGGCUGACCUACCAGUCCAUCCUCUCCUCGCUGCUGCGCUCCUGCCCUGACCUGCUGCCUGACUGCCCCUUCGACUGGGUGGGCAACAUCUUCCACUCCAAACGACAGAAGGUGGAACUGAACAAAGAGGAACCUGUUUACAACGUGCGUUACCUGGGGAGCGUGGUGACCAUCACGGCGAAGGGAGACGGCUGCACGCAGGAAGCGGUGGCCAAGAUCUGGGCGAGGAGCAACUAUGGGGAGCAGAGUGUCAAGAUGAGGUUAAUGGUGGGGCCACAAGGGAUCCGCAUGAGUACUGAUAAAUCUGGAAAGAAGAAACCGAUCCAUCUCUACUCACUGAACAGGAUCACAUACUGUGCAGCUGACCCAUACCGACCCAAGAUCCUGGCGUGGAUCUACAGGCACCAGGUCAAGAACAUGGCCGUGGUGCUCCGGUGUCACGCCGUCCUGGUCAGCAAGUCCGAGAAGGCCCAGGCCAUCGCUCUGAGCCUCUACCAGAACGCCACCUCCGCUUUCAGCGAGUUCAAGCGCCUGAAGCGUCAGAGUGAUUUCCGGCACUGCCAGCAGCAGCUGCUGGGGGAGGAGGCGGUGCCCCUCAUGCCCCUGAGGAGGCUGCUGAACGGACAGUGCCACUACAGACCGCCUGCGGAGAACCCCGGGAGCGCCACCCGCCUCUGCUCCAUCACAGAGGAAGAGGAAGAGGAUGAGGAGGAGGAGGAUGAGAAACAAGAGAAAGAGAAACAAGUGCAGCAGAUGGAGAAGCAGAAGGUUUUUACCACAAACACAGACCCCACUCAGUUAUUAUCCGAGCUGGACAUCGGGGAUAUCGCCAGACUGGAGCAGUGCCAAAUUAACUUUGUUAGCGACAGCAACAACAACACGUUUACAUUUAUAACCUCUCUGGUGUGACGGUGAAACCCUUUUAAAGACGAGAUUCUGCAACACAUUCCUGUCUCUGCCCCCUCACUGGUACCCCUCUCAGGCCCCCUCCCUCCUAAAAACAUGUAAAGUGAAGUGUUUACCAGAAACUUCUCCGAACACGGGGAGGAAAAAGGAAAGAAAGAAAGAGAAGAGCCGGUUCAGUGGGAGGUGAUUUUGUAUUCGGAGCAGAUGGCUCGGUCGCGGCUUUGACUGUAGCAGUUAGUGAAACUGUGUGUUUACAAAGAGGGCUGAUGAUGCACAGACCAACAUAGCACAAUGACGAGCGAGGACGACGCUGACGCUGAGAUCUCUGACACCAGGGUCGUAUUCGGACCACAGCACCAUGCAGGAUUCCUCUCUUAGUCUCUCUUGUAUCUUCUUUUUUUGUGUGAGGCCAGCAGGGACAUCUUUUUGGAAUCGACUUGUAAUAUUUUUUCAGGGAGGCUCUUUGUAAAUUUGUGUAAUUUUUUCUAACACGACAAUCCUGACUGACCUUUGUGAGCGCUACAAUCGAGAGAAGUUUAUUACGGUUUUACUAAUGAUCACAGCCGACUAAUGAAUAAGGCUAUAAAUUAGGAAGCAAGCCAUUUAGUCGACAUGUUUAUUGCAGCCAUCCGUUACCCUCCUUAUCAUUUAUGCAUGACAUGUCAGAGGUAACCUUUUCAUGCUCAGCUUUUGUCUUUUCACACCUGACAUCUUUGAUCCCUUAGCUUUGAAAACGAACACUGUGAUAAAUGUGCGACCAAGGAUGAAAAACACAACUGUUCAUGCAGAAGUUUGUGUCGUUUAUGUCAUGCGUUUUCUACGUAGAGUCACCUUGAACAACAACAACGACUUUCCUGUGUUUUUUUUUUUUUUUAGCAAAGUUUGUCCUCGCAGUUUUUCCACAUGAGCCCCCUUUGCAAAAAUGCAGAUGGACCCUCACAAAUCCACACCGUCAGUUUUUGUAGCUAAUAUCCCUGUUGAUACUCUGUGCCACUGUGGAGAGAUGCAUUGUGAUUCAUAUGAGAUGAGAAGCUAUUUAUUUACCAGAUACAGUGAAUAAAAUGUGCCCACACUUGGGUUUCCUUGUUGAACCUCAGAGGAGAUGUUUUCAGAGAUUAUUCAAAUGAAUUCAACAGCUCUGUUUUCAACGUUUGUGCUUCAAAACAAGGCAAACAGCACAUCUGCGCCAGCUCAGCCGAACCCCUGUGCUGCUAAAUUAUAUAAAGAAGGUAAACAGUGUCAACUUUUAACCUCUGCUCGGUCUUUUUAGAUGUUAAUGUUGCUUGAUAAAAAUUCUGCAGGCCUUUUACUUUCUUCUCAGCCUUUUUUGCUCCGAGGGGAGGCAAUUAAUCAGCGGGGCUGAAAUGUUCGGGGAAUGAACAUAAAGCACCUGCCUCUGCAGGACGGCUGUCAGGCUCUGACAGGAGCAAGUGAUCCAAAACGGGCGACCAGGAAGUUGACUCACUGGAUGACCGUUUUUACUGGAAAUGUCUGCCAACUUAAAGAUGACAGAGACAAUUAAAUUAUUCAACCGGUCUCGCACAGACAUCUGCACAAAGAGCAUUUUAAAUUGAAGCAUAUUUAAAGGUACAGUGUGUGGUUUCAAGCAGACUCUUAUAUUAUAAUACAGCAAGAUUAAAGCUCCUAUGAGAAGUUUUUAGACGUUUAUGAAAUAGACUAAAAUUUGAAUUUAAAAUCCAAAAGUAAACAAGACAAUCAUGGACAAGACUGAGAUUGUGUCGACUGAAGAAACAGCCCUGUUUUUACAUGAAAUAUUCACAUUCAGUGGUACAUUUAGAUGUCAAAAAGUAGCAGGAUGUGGUUUUAUAAAAACUCACAACUCACAGCAUGUAGAGGACAACAUAUGCAAAGUCUGCUGUGUCCACAGGGGGUGCCAAAAAUUGACCCAAACUGAAAACUAAUCACAGGAGCUUUAAUCUUGCAAUGACAGAUCUCUUGUAAUGGGUACAUGCGCAAAAUAAUUUGUGUUGGUAGAAUUUCUGUUCGGACAAAUGGAGGAUCAUACUCACAUGCAUUACAGGAUCUUUUGUCCUCAAAGGCCACCGUCCUUUUGCCAGAGGGGAAAGCAAGGGUGAACAAGGGAGCUUUUCAAUACAGAAUCCCCAUUACUUCCAUCUGUACCAUUAAGAUAACGUUAACAUAGAAACACAUUCAGUUGGCGACUGUGAAGUCGAGUUUUGAAGCCUAUCGGGAGCGGUCACCGCUCAACACUCUUUACUGUUGAUACACUGCGCUGCCAUCUUGGAAUAUGACGUUGUCGUCAAGUCGGGGUUGGUAAGGACUGUCCAA
Molecule: messenger RNA, 7898 nt
Organism: Xyrichtys novacula (pearly razorfish)
Lineage: Eukaryota; Metazoa; Chordata; Actinopteri; Labriformes; Labridae
Source: the annotation of a GenBank genome assembly